CUUAACUCUUUGAUUGGUAGCAAAUCACCCCUCAACCUUCUUCAUGCACAAACUAACCCCUAAACUCACCUGUGACAAAUCAGCCCUUCUGUUAAGGCUGAUGUCAUCGUUCCUUUAACAUUUAACGUGGGUAUGCCUUACCAUGACGGGCUCUUCUUCUUCAACAUUGCAUUCCCGCCCGAUUAUCCUAGUCGACCGUCGAUGGCUCACUAUCGAUCUUUUGGGUAUCGGAUCAACCUAAACCUGUACGCGAAUUGGAAGGAGAAGAAAUCCGCCGCUUACAAUGAGGAUGCUUUCCUGCUGUCUUGCCGGACGAUGAUGCUUUUGAUCAAGCGACCUCCAAAAUAUUUCAAAGGCUUUGUUAUGAAGCACUUUAGGGAUCAAUCGAGCUUUAUUUUAUUGGCGUGUAAAGCGUACAAAAAUGGGAGUGCAAAGAUCGGGUAUUGCAACCAUCAGUGCGAAUCAUCAUCUUGUGUAUUAGAAAAGUUCAAGAAAUUGAUGAAACAACAGUACUCGGAGCUUGUGGUAAUGUUUUCAAGAACUGGAGCUUCUCUGGGGAAUUUCGUCGAACAGGUGAAUGUGGGUAAGAAAACGGCGGCACCGGCGUCGGAGAGUCAAGCGAGGCCAAAACAUAAAGUUGGCGGUGUUCUGGGGAAAUUAUUAAAAUUUUUGAGAUUAAAGAAGAUGGUUUCUUGAAAGAGAUGAAAGGGAAGGAAUUUGGAUGCUUUUGCUGGAUACUUUUUCGAAAGAAAAACAAAGGUAGAGAAUAAUUUUUU
Molecule: messenger RNA, 776 nt
Organism: Rubroshorea leprosula
Lineage: Eukaryota; Viridiplantae; Streptophyta; Magnoliopsida; Malvales; Dipterocarpaceae
Source: the annotation of a GenBank genome assembly